Molecule: messenger RNA, 13254 nt
Organism: Paramuricea clavata
Lineage: Eukaryota; Metazoa; Cnidaria; Anthozoa; Malacalcyonacea; Plexauridae
Source: the annotation of a GenBank genome assembly
AAAUGUGAAUUUGGCGAGUAUGCUUGGGACGCUCAUGUUGCUUGCGGCAAUGGAUGGACACCUUCAAACAUAGAAAAAGACAAUGCAGAAUUUGGGACAACCACUAUAAGGCAAAACCUUUGGCUGAAUAUUUACUUUAAAAAUCCUGCAAUUGCAUCUGCUCUGAUUGUCUACCUUGCUACUGUCGUUCCUGACAUGGACGAGCCUUCUCCGUUGAUCAAGUUCGAACUACAUGGGGUCAAACCUGACGAGAAAACGGCCGCAGAAUACCGAGUUACUAAUUGCAAGGAAAAUCCUAUCACCAUUCCAAUCCAGCAUGAUAUGACCAAACCUUUCUUCAAAACUCGUUAUAUUCAAAUGAAGUUUGGUACAAAUAUCAAGAUCGCCGCGGUGUCGUUACGCUCUCCAAAAUAUUUUGAUCCAGUGGGACUACAGGAUUGCACAGGUAUGGUACGCUGGAAUGGAUUGGAAUUGAAUGGGGUGGAAUAAAACAGGGGCGGCGGAAUAGGGGUGGGGCUACUGUCGGGGUGUGACCGCUAGAAGUAAAAGUGACCCCCCCCCCCAAAAAAAAAGAAACAGAGAUCAGAGUUGAACAUUCUUGAUUGCUGUCUAAAAGGCAAAGAAGUGCGAUUUUCUCCUUCUGAUGCAUGUAAACGAGUAGAUGAGUUACGAAUGUUCUGAGUGUACUGUAUGUAAACUCAUAUUCACCAGAAGAAGAGAAUCGCAACAAAUAUUGCAACGAUUCGAUAAUAGUUGAAACGUCUUGUUGGUGGAAGUUAUCGAAUGGAAAUUUAUAUACAUUUUAUUUGACCUAUAAUUUCGAUAAUUUCCAUCAACAACACCCUUCAAACUCGAGCCAAAGGGCAAAGGUAAGAGUUUGUAUGUCUGAUAAACACGGACGCGAAUGCUUUAUAUGGCUUGUGAAACGUCUUGAUGAGAACAUUCGUAUUCUUCAACAAUUUAAAAUAAAUGAAUGAUAUUUGGUGAGAAAAUUGAACUGAAAGUUUAGGUUAUAAAUCAGCAUGAUUUUGUAUGAGACAUGCAAGCUCCUUCACGCUCGUGAUUUCUCUGAGUUUUUUUUCAUAAUUAUCAGUGAGUUUGACAAAAUUCUUUUACAGGUUCACAAUUAUUCCAUCCUGGCACACAGAAGUGUCGUAACUAUGAAUGCAAUAUGCCAACUUGUUCGAAAUUGAUGUUGAAGCAUUCUGUGCCGAUAAAAAAAUGUAAGAAAGGCAGUCUGGAAGGGAGUACAUGUAAGGUGCGGUGUGCUGACGGCUUCACUCCAGUUGCGCCUUUUGAGAUCAUGUGUUCUGGUGGUGAAUGGCUUGUCGAUGGCGCGGCACCGCAAUGUACGCCGGUAGAUUGCGACAAACCAAGAAUACAGAAUUCUGAAAUACGUAAGUAGUUCAGUUUACGCUAGAACUUUUAAGAAGGCCUUCGGUACAGAUUGCGUUAAAGGAACAUGGAACAUAUAAAUCCGGGGGUGUAGAAGAAGGGGGCUCACCCCCCCCCCCUCCCAUUGUUAGAAGCUCGCCCCCUUGUUAAAAAUUUCGUACCAGUUUGGGGGAUGACUUCUCGAUAUUUUUUCAGAUUGCAAACCUGGAAUGUUCUUUGCAACUGUAGUGUUAAAAUGAUGUGGUCAUGAUGUUAGUAAUCUGUACUGGAUUACUAUGAUCAUACCAUUACAUGUAGGUCAUUUAUGUGGCUCCAACAUGAAGUCCUUUCUUCAAAAAACAGUAAUUGAAGAAUUACUAGCACCAAAAUACUGGAACUUUCCAUGUUUAGCACCCUCCACGCCUUGUCACCCUCACGUCUUGUCAACCCGCCCCCUCCUCUAAGAGCCCCCUCCCCCUUGAUAUCAUUUCAGUUCUAAUGACUGAUUAAUAAGUUUUUGAAGAAACAUUUUAGAUUAGCUGCUGUGGACAAUCUAUAACGAUUAUGAUUAACAUUUCUAUAGCGCAAAGUUAUAUGUGGAUAUGAUCAAAUGCGCUUUACAUCAAGUAUUACACUUACCUAACGGACCGUUUGCAUUAUAGACAAAAUGUUGAUCUGAACAAGUCUAGACAAAAAUUUCAUCACAGCUUGAAAGAGCAUCACAAAAUUAGUAAUAUUCCAAAGUUUCGUUGCGAAAUGUUGUAAAAUGCGGAUAAUAUAGCCUUGCGAAAUUUGCAAUUUUCAGUCAUUUUGUAUUGCAAACGGGAAAUUGAUGCCCCAACACCCGAUUGGGCUGUCAAUUUCCCGUGCGUAAUGCAAAAUGACUGAAAAACGGCAAACUUCGCAAGGCUAUAUUAUCCGCAUUUUACAACAUUUCGCAACGAAACUUUGGAAUAUUACUAAUUUUGUGAUGCUCUUUCAAGCUGUGAUAGAAUUUUUGUCUAGAUCAAAAUUUAGUCUAUAAUGCAAAUGGUCCAUUGCAUACUAACUACUAAGCCAAGACUAUUUUAUCUUGACAACAAUUGUGACUUUCUGAACUGUGUUUACCCCAACCCACCCUGUCAACUUUCCCCGUGGGAGGAAACCGGAGCACCCGGAGAAAACCUACGACUUUCGACAGAACGUUGACUGAUUCAAUAUAAGCCUCCACCCCCCUUGGAAUAUAAACCCCUCCGUGUAUAAGUUCAUGGGCUAAUUGUUGGACGUAAUAUAUGAACAACGAGAGUGAGUGUUUCACCGGGAUAUCCAAACACGAGAAAACAAUGUAUGAGAACACGAGCGCGAAGCGCGAGUGUUUUCAUACAUUGUUUUCGAGUGUUUGGAUAUCCCGGUGAGACACGAGCUCGAGUUGUUUAUAUGGCUUCUCAAAUGAAUCGAGACGUAACAGAAUGUUUUCGUUUGCUGAUUUGAAUAGAAUUCUUAACCAAGAAUAACGUAAUUAGGAAUUCUAUUCAAGUAAUUUUGCAUGCGUAAUUAAGAUAUUUGAUGAAAACACUAGUGACUUUCAUCAAGUUUCACCGGGUUAUCCAAGUGGCAUCUUGUGAUCAAAUAGGUGAUUAUCAUUGGCUGAAUUGCUCAUGAAUUAUUAAUAAAUUUGAGAACAUUAUAUCUGAAAUACAUAAUCUAUAGCCGUGCUUACAUUGCAGUUCCUGAUUUAAAAAUGUUUCAUAUUUGUUAUUCAUGGAAUUUCAAAAGCACCACAGACUUCACGCUGAGUUUCAAUAAAUACUUCUGUUAUUUUGCUUCGCCUCGUUGGUUCAAUUCGUGUCCCGCUUUCAUAACGCGUACUUGAAUUGAAGUGCUUCCUCAAUUAAAGAAGAUGUUUUCAUCAAAGUGUUUUCAUUUUGUAAUACCGACUGUGAUUUUCCUGUUACUCCAAGGUACGUUUUCUGUCGUUUAUAACAUGUAUUUAUAUUUCAUGUUCUUUCAAGGACGCAGUCACUUCUGUGCUGAACCUAACCUCAUAAUAAGUGGCAAUGAAUAUAAAUCUAAACUUCACUGCAGUCUGAUUAUAAAAGAUUGGAUUAAACUUCAUUGCCAUUAUUUGAACCGAUUGUGGAGUUAAAUUUUUGAGGAAUGGAUAAGUUCAAUACUCAACUGUCUUUGCCAGUUAAGUACUGGCAAUCAAAUGAACAAGCUUUCAUUGGUAUAGGGAUUCAGGAUUCUUUUUACAGAAGUAAACAAUGCGAAGUCUUUAAUCGCAUGUCAUUCAUUCGAUCAUAUACUUGCCAGGAGAAAAAUUGUCGACAGAAUUCGUCUAGUGUGAACCAGGCCAAGGCUUAAAGCAUCGCGAGAAGAAAGAUGUAGUGUUUCACACGAUUUCGUAGCAAAAUAAAUCAUUUCUGCACUCUGCCCCGGCCCCAUCGAUCUCGCAAAGAUUAAUACUUAGAGAAGGAAACAUUUCAGUAAUAUAUCAGGACAGUUCGUCAAAUUGAAAGUGAAGUCUGUGCGAGUUUUCCCAGGAAAUCUAGCUAGAAAGAUAGUGUUUCGCAUGGUUUCAGGACAAAAUAAACCAUUUGGCAUCGUCUACACGACUACACAAUGACAUUGAAACCAGUAAUAGACUAAUAAUGAGUAAAUUCAACUUAAACACUAUACUGAGCAAUAACGCGAACGUGCAUGCAUGUCUACGAAGUUAAAUAAAUCAGCGAGUUAAAUGUGAGGCUAGCGCAUUACCUGUGUCUAUAUAAGUUCAAUAUAUCACGCAUACAUGCAAUAUAUGUAGAUGUACAGUACAUACUACAAAGAUGCCAAAUUAAAACUGAACCCAGUGCGUCUGUAUGAAUAAUAUUUAUAUUAAUAAACCCUGUGUUCAUUUUAUUUUGAGCCUGACUGCAAAUUAUUUGCGUUUUAAUAACUGUUCCUGAUUUUCUCACCUAGCUUUCGCGUAAAACCCACUUUAUAAUUGCAUAAACAUAACGAAACAGUUUGCAAUACAAAUCACCCGGCGACCAGUCGGACCAGUCCUUAUAAACGGCGGCCAUCUUGCUAAUUAAAGGCCCUUUACACUUGCAAUUUUUGCUGCGACUUCUAGUGCGAGCUCCUCUUCUGAUGGAUGUGAAGGAGUAGAUGAGUUAUGAAUGUUCAGAUGAAGGAACAUAUACUCAAAACAUUCAUACUCAUCUACUCGUUCACAUCCAUCAGAAGGAGAAAAUCGCAAUAGAAAUCGCAGCAAAAAUUGCAAGUGCAAAUGGCCCUUGAUAUUCUACUUUUUUGGCUAUUGACGACGAUGCGGCUAUCCGACAUCUACAAAAAAGGCCGUGCCGAAAACUAUAGUCACAGUCUGCCCAAACAACUGCAGACUGAAUAUAAAAGAUUGGAUUAAACUUCAUUGCCAUUAUUUGAACCAAUUAUGAAGUUAAAUUCUGAGGAAUGAAUCAGAAUAACUGCCUCUAUUAAACAAUAAUGUACAGCAGCGACUGAACAGCCAUGAAAUCAGUUUAGUUAAUUAGCUUGCAUUAGCUUGAUGCACGUUUAGACAAAUGAAAUACACUUAUGUGAUAUAAGUCAUAUAAAUGAGCUAUGAAAGACACUGUGCCAUCAACAACCAUCUAUUUACAUGGUACUUCAUCUAAACGCAAGCACACAGACACGCAACAGGAGUCCAUUAUUUACUUCGUUAUUUAUUUUUGUGUUUUGUUUCAGGCGCUGCUUGUUUCUUUGUGAAACAUGUGCAGACAGGGAUGUGUAUUAAUGACACAAGAAUGCUACAGGUGGACGCGUCUUGGGGAAACUUAUCUUAUGUGGAACUUUCCAACAACUGUCUGGAUCCAGCUGCUCAGUGUCGGUUUCUUGAUAAUAGUGCCAUGUUCAAUUUGAAAAGAAAGGGAUGUUUCGAGGGAACACGUAGGGAAGGUAGUGGUUAUGGUCUUCCUAUGUUGUAUUUGCUCCUUGCUACAGAUCCUUCAGCUAAUUGUCGUGAUCAGGACCAUGCUAUAACCCAGACCUCUUGGGGAGGUUUAUCUGUAUAUUAUAUACCUGGUAGUCAGACGAGGUGUGCAGUCCCUAAAACAGAUGAUCGACUUGCUACAACCCGAGGAAUAGAUCCCUACAUCGGAUUUAUGACAAAUUGUGACGAUGCAGAGGAUAAACGUUUUAAUUUUGGUAAGUUGUUUUUAUUUGUAUGCAGUUAAUUUGUUUGAUGUCUUUGCACAUAAAGUCUACAUAAAAAGUUCUUAUUUGUGGUUUUGCAGUUUGCAUUUCAUAUUUACUUAUUAAAUUUCUCACCUACCAUUGCCGCUAAGCUAGCUUAGAGGCUAGACGUAAACCACUUGUAUUAAGACUUGGCUGUAUAUAUUAAGAGCUUUACCUUAUUUAUACAUAUAAGAAUGAUUCAAUUACCUCGCGAACUGUUCACUCCUCAAUUUUGUCCUCAAAAGCAAAAACUGUAUUUCCAACAUCAUUAAUAAUUCAUAAGCUUAUUGGCAAAUCAUGUCAACCAUAAUAUGUCACGUGCAGUGGCUUUAAACCUGAUAAAACACUCCUAAUUAGUAUUCUUUAUAUAAAGAAUACUAAUAAGGCGGUAUAUCUAUUGAAUUUGUAGCCGUGUUUGAAGUCGUUUAAUAAACUCGCAGGUCGUGUUUUAUUAGGUCUCUCUUUUUUUUAACCUAAUAAAACACUCCUGCUCGUUUAUUAAACAGUACAUAUUUUAUGUCAUCGACGAAGAAAAUAAAACGCAGCAGUCCGAAGACAGAGCCUUGUUGAACUCCACAUAUAAUUAGAUUUUCCGGUUGUUCCAAAUAUUUCAUUUAAUGCCCUGAAUUUUAUAUAUUUCAUAUAAUGCUGAAUAAGAAUAUGAUGUUUGUGAUGUUACUCUGAGUGUGCAUCCACACCGGGCAAGCUGAAAAGUUAGAAGUUUGCCUGACCACGGUGGGAAUCGAAACCGCGAUCUUUUGGAUAUAUUAGUCCAAUGCUCUACCAACUGAGCUACGAGGUAAAGUCGGUUCGAGUUGGUGAUAUUUCGGAACUGAGUCUAGUUCCUUCGAUAUCAAUGUAUUCUAAGAUAUGACAUUUUUUGUGUGUGUUGGUGUCAUAUAAGACAGAGACUUAUUGAACUCUACAUAUAAUUAAAUCACGAGCAAGACUCUAUAAUUGUUCCAAAUAUUUCAUAUAAUGCUGAAUUUCUGCAUACGAAUAUCAUGUCCGUGCAGCAAUGGUGUUUUGCAUUUUGUAUACAUUGCUAUGCCGUUCAACAAAAUCUCUUGUCCUACUACUUGAUAUUUAACAGUUAUUCUACGAACUCGAGUCGAAUAUGAGCUGAUAGCCGAUGAGGCGCGUAGCGCCGAAUCGGCUAUCGUUCAUAUUCGACGAGAGUGAGUGGGAUAACUGUUUUAUUAUAUACACAAGGUCUGAAUUCACAGACUUUGCUUUUCGGAUAUUUUCAAUAUUUUUCUAUUUUGUUUAUGUUUUUAUCUUCGCUCUUUCGGCCAAUUAUUGUUUCAAAAAUAUAUUUUUAACUAUCAGUUUAAAUUUUAAAAAUUCAUUUGCUAACCUGUAAACAAUUUGAGAGAGUUUUUUCAUUGUGUUUUUAAUCUUGUAAAGGCUAUUAAAACCGAACAACUUGCUGUUUUCUCGUUCGCAAAACGUCGGAAAUUCAGUUUGAGCCGCCAUUUUGUUUUUCUCUACUAGCAGGAUAUGAGCUAAUAUCCUGCUAAUAGAGAACCAAUCAGAUUGCAGAAUACCUCAUAUCCAGACCUUGUGCAUGUAUAUAAUAAUGUCAUUUAGUGCUCGUCAUUUCUAAUUUCUUUUUCUGUUCCAGGUUCAGUGACGUGUCAUGGAAAUAUGAUAAAGAAUGCCAACUGUCCUAAAGAUCAGUACAUGGUGGUCAAGAAUGCAUCGUACCGUGGAUUGUCUGACACAAAGACAUGUGGUUUGAGUGAUGAUUAUAGUUGUGAAGUUGAUGUAACAUGUCUUGUUAAGAAACAAUGUGAUGGUCAACAUGAGUGUAAUAUAACUGUGAAUGAAACCUUGUUCUCUGGUGAUCUAUGUCCUGGAUUGACAAAAUAUCUUUACUUUGAAUAUCAAUGUAAUGAUACAGCGACGUCUUUUAAUAAACUUUGUGGUAUGUACGGCUAAUGAAAUUAGGAAAGUUCAGAUUUAACUUCCACUACUGCUACCUGUCAGUGGCUUAAUACGCAUUUGAUUCGUGUAGAUUAAACGUAUCUGAUUGAUAACGGUAGUGGAAGUCAAAUCUGAAACCUUCUAAACAUUUUUAGAUAAAGCAUAAUUUAUCGCAAAUGUUAUAUAAAAGCAUCGAUAAUGAAACGAAAAACUCAAAAUUGUAAAACUUUAAACUCGUGACAGUGUGACGUAAAAUUGACAUGUUAACUCCAGCAAUUUUUGGCCUGGUCGCGUAAUUUUGAAAACGGGUGUAACGGUCAUUCGCUUGUUCAGCAAUUAUUUUACAUUGCACAUGUUUUUCAUCAGUUUUAAAAGAUCGCCGAAAAAAAAACUUUCUGCCGAAAUUCAAAGGUUACCAUGCAAGCCAAAUAAACUGUGAUGAAUUGACCAACUUUUUUCUUGUUUUGUUUUUGUAGUUAAUGAUAUAUCUUUAUCAUAUUCAUCUCUACCAAAUGAAGGUUUUGUAAAAAUUACAACUGACAGUGGAAUCAAGAAUGUUUGUUGGCAAAGUUUAGGAAACGCAAAGGAUGUUGUUUGCCGUGAAUUGGGUUACAAACAAUCAGACUCACUGGUUGAAAAGGCCGCUCCAUUGGAUUUAAAAGAUGAAAUAUUUUCUGGAAGUUUAGCGUGUAAUGAUGGUGAUACAAAAUUAUCUCAAUGUUCGGUUACCACUUCUUCCCAAAGUUGUUCGACAUUCUCGUACUUAAAAUGUAAGUUUUUUACAAAAAGGAUGACGCGCAUGUGACUAAGGUUUGACGAAUAUAAUGAAUGAAAGAGAUAAAAACAAAGUUUGCAAGAUUUAAUUUCCAUAUUUUAGGUCAUAUUUGUCCACGGCCCCUGCUAAAAGACAAACAAAGAUUUCCUGAUUCGUCAUUCACUGCCUCAGCCUCUUCAGAAGGUCGCAGUCCCUCUGCAGCAAGAAUAUCUAGUGGCAGUUCUUGGUGUGCUCCUGUCUCGGAUGGCAAACAUUAUCUUGAAGUGGAUUUGGGAAGACUUUAUAUUUUCUAUUAUGUUGCAAUAUUUGGAGAUAGUACUAGUUCCAAGUGGGUGGUCAAAUAUAACUUGAAUUACACUGUUGAUUUAAAGAACUGGAGAUCAGUGAGCCCAACGGUAAUUGCUACAGUAUAUAUUACUUUUCAGGUUACUUAUUUUAUAACUUAUAGUUUGUUACAUGACAGAAUAGUGUAACUUAAAGAAAAGAAAUAUUUUUGGUCUUUAGACAUUUCAAGGAAACAAAAAUGCUUACAAUGAUGCAGCCAUACAAGAUUUAUCUGAAGGAAUAACAACACGAGCUGUACGAUUUACUCCAUUAUCAUAUGUUGGUCAACCGUGUAUGAGAAUUGAAAUUUGUGGUUCUAGUAUGUUAUUUUUUUCUUUUGCCGUUAAAGAGGAUAAAUUAACAAAUUAAAUUAUUUUUAUUAUGAUCGAUGUGUCCAUAGCUCGUGUAUCCUGGCAAACACAGAUAAAAAUGUUAUUUUACUAUAACUCCUUUCUUUUUAGCUCUGUUACCAGAUAAACCUACAAACCUCACGGUCACUAACAUCAAGUCAAGAAGUGCUGAUAUAUCUUGGCUGGAUCCUAACAACACAGGAGAUGGAGAUCUUACAGGAUUUUGGAUCAAACUGAAGAAAGAGAACUCCUUAACCGUGAAUACCACCACAAAUAAAAUGAACAAAUAUAAAUUACAAAGUCUCACUCCUUACACUGUGUAUAAAUUAUCAGUCGCUGCUGGAAAUAAACAAGGUUUUGGUGAAGAGACCAUUACUUCGUUCCUAACAUCUGAAGAAGGUCAGUGUUGAAGAGCUCGAAUGUUUUUCUCAAACAAGUUUUUUAUCACCAACAAUAAAGAACAGCAAAAGAGGCCAGAAACUUAAAAAAGUAAAAAAGACCAGAAAACUAAAUCAGGGGUCGUCUAACGUGGCUUAUUGUAUAAUUAUUCAAAAUGCCUUACUUAUUUUACAUUUUAAGUACAAACCUUGGUUUUAUUCUUCAGCUCCAAGCGGUCCUCCAUUAAACAUCAAAACCACAUCAAGAAGUACAUCAUCAUUGUCUUUCACCUGGGAUCCUCCUGAGAAAAAUAAACAAAAUGGCGUCAUUAUCACUUAUACUGCGUGUGUUUCACAGUCAGAAAAUGGUCCUUGCUUGGAGAUAUUUAUCACAAGUAAAAGAGAGUGGCUCGUCAAAAAUUUGAACGCAUCAACAAAAUAUUAUGUUCGUGUUCUUGCCAGUAAUAAAGCUGGAAGUAGUGUUUACAGUGGAAGUAAAGGGUUUUUUACGAAUGGAAGUAAGUACAACAUGUAUAUUUGGAUAUUAUCUGUGGUGAAGAAAACUGUUCAGAAUUUCAUGUUUGCCUACUUUUAUGCCGUUCAAAAACGCUACACAGAGCUUCGUUAUGGCAAUACAUUUUACUCAUUAAUAAUUUCACAUUUUCCUCCAGGAGCGGGAAAGAAGGCCUCAGAAGUGACAUCAAGUACGCUCACAUUUUCAUUGGAAAUUCCAUCAAAAACGUUUCUGUAAGUUUAUCGACUUUCUGAUGGUACUAAAGACUAGCUUCCGUGCUCGCCGUUGUAAUAUACCUGUAAUAUGCUGAGUCUGGACUCUAUAACUUGUUUUUGUGUACUGUAUGCAAACCAUUUUUAAUUUUCAUUGCAGACAUAAGUCGACACUCUGUUACAUCGGGCCACAUUCACAUAGUCGCCAUCGUCACGACCAAACAGAAACUGAACUUCCCGGCAUUAGAUUAGUCUUAAAUAUUAGGAAACUAUUUGGAUCUAUUAUUAAGAAGGUAAACUUUUGUUUUUAGUUAUUUCUACGUGGUGGCUUUGAAAUUAAAAGAAGGCAAGGAACCUGCAUCAUCUGACAGUUACGAGAACAGUGAGUUAGUGACGUAUGCCGAGGCAAGAAAAUCAACCAAUCCGAAACCUUAUAUCGCUGCAAUUGUUGCAUCCAGCGGAGUUGAUGGAAACAUGUUUAUACUUGGUGAUGGCAGAAAUACAAGUGAUCCAACAUCACGAAGACGCAGAUCAACCUCGAUUGAUUACUAUAAUGGUCCGCUGGAGCCUGGCACUAGUUAUAGUUUUUUUCAAAGGAUUGUACUCAAUGUCAAGGUAUGGUGUUUGCUGUUUAUCACACUUUAAAAGUUAAGCUUUCCCCUCUAUAAUUUCUAUAAUUUCUCAAAAAUGAAAUCUUUUGCCAUUAACCAGGAUAAUAUACUUAAACUACCCAAGCACUUAAAGCAGAAACGUUUACAAGAAUUUUCACAUAGAUGCCCUAACAUAUAGCAGGAAUAAAAAUUAGCCCACACAAUUCGGAGAACACGUGAUGAAGUCAUUUGUAUAGCUAUGACUAGACAGAUAAAAACUAACACCUUUUUUACUAUAGAAUGAAUAUUACUCCGCAGACUGGAGUCCGGCUUCAAAAACUAACGAAUAUACAGGUACAUACAAGGAAACAAUUUAACUGUAUUCAUAGAUGAUUUGAAAUUAGGUAGUAAAAUCACAAGUAAAGGUUGGUCCUGACGAAAUCGAUUAUUCAUAGAAAAUAAUGGUAGCACAUUUCUACGGUAAAAAAUCUAUUUUCUGUUUCCAAGAUGGCCCUCGUGUACUGACCAAGAUAUCCAGUGAUGACAUAAAGGCAAAGCUUAAGGAAGGUGAUCUUGUCAACCUACUGUGUUCUGCUCAAGGUGAACCUCCAAUUAUUUUCACCUGGAAAAAAGACCAGAAGUCAUUGGAAAGUUUCUUCGAAAAGGAAAAGCCCCACCGCAGUUCUUUACUUGUUGUAACAGUGAAAGACCAAACAAGUUUUGGGAAAUAUAUUUGUCACAUCCAAGAUCGAUUUGAAAGCACUACUCAUACCAUUUGGGUCGAAGAACUAGAAGAUACAGGUAAUCUCGCUUUCUAAAUUUUAUUUAAAAAAGACGUGGAUGCUUUGGUUGCUACGCGGGUUAAAAUAAAUAAAUGCAAGCCCCGAACAAAACAAGUUUCAUAUGACGAAGGCUAAACAAGUUGUACAUUUCAUUAUAAUACAUGGUAAUAUUCUUAAUCCUUUCAAAUUCCAGGCAAGGAUGAAAAUGAUGAUGGUUCUGAAAAAUAUCUUGCUGGAAUUAUAGUGCUAGUAAUUCUCGUGAUAAUUUUGCUCGUUAUCCUUGCUUAUUUCAUCUAUCAAAAUCGUCGACUCAAAUCAUCAAAGGCAAACCCGGAGAACAAGAGCAAGGACAGAAAUAAUUCAAAAGAUACUUAUGAAAAUCCUGACAAAAUCAAAGAUGAUGCGAAUUAUGAACAAGUGGAAAAUGAACAGUCGACGUAUACAGCUCUCAAAAGGACUGGGAAGGAAGAAAAUGAUGAUCACUUAUAUAGUCAUCUAAAUGAAGUACAUAAGGACUACGUGAAUCAGAAGGAAACUGGAAUUUAAUUAAGAGGGCUCUUGUACGAAGCCCGUUUGGUUUAUCUAAUGGACAAGCUCAGUAUAGAAAAACAAGUCGGCAAAUAGACAAGUAUCAAUCAGUAUUAAUGACUUAGACUGUUAUCAUUAUAUCUAAAAUGCACUAAACAUAAUCUAUAUAUAACCGUGUUUACAUUGCAAACUAGGCAUGGCCUGAUCCUUGCUCUGGCCUACAUUUUGGUAGAGUGAAUGAACUUUGCCGUAGCCUAGGUCAGAAAAUCUGGGCUCAUUGCGAUCGUUGAUCAAUGCCUGCCUUAACCAAGCCUUGUGGCAAUAUAUAAUGUAAACGUAUGACAAUAGGCAAUUCCAGGUAUAGACUAAAUUUUGAUCUAGGCAAGAAGAACAAACUCCAUCACCACCGCUAGAGUAGAAAGAGCAUGUUAAAAUGAGUAAAAUUGUGCUGUAAUGUUGUAAAAUGAAUAUAGCCCUAGGAAAUCUGCAAAUUUUGUAUUAAUUUGUAUUACACACGGGAAAAUGCACCACGUGCAUGCCUAGAUCAAAAUUUAGUAUAUAUAGCUGGAAUCAUUCAGUUACUUGGCGUGGCCUUAUAGCUUGACUCAGCUAAGACUGGCAGUGUAUAUAAACAUGUUUAUUGAUGUAUAAUCCCACUUAUAUCAAAACCUUAAACCUCUAGCGUGUUUGAAUAACUAUUGUUAUCUGUUUCCUAAUAUUUACAAAAUGCUAUUCCUGCCUCGUCCCUCGUCGCUUCAGUUGGGAAUAGAGAUCAGUGGAAAAACAAUGGGAGCGCGGGGCUUAAUGGGAAUGCGAUAGAACGUCGCGACCGCGCGUAUGGAUGACGGACUGUGGAAGAGUCAGAUGCUAUUCUUGUGACCUUCAACUACGCUAUGUCUAAUUUAUGCAAAGAUGCCCCAUGCAGAUAAAGAAGUAUCGUAUAUCAACUUCUUGCAUUCGCAAGUGUUAAAUAUACGAAAUUCCAUCAACGUUCAACGACAAGUGGUUCGGUGGUUCCGCACAUAACCGCGUCUACUACUUUUAGUUGAAGUGAUUUUGACAAAAGAUUUAUAUAUACAAGUUGCCUUGAUAUUUCACCAAAAUCAGGAAGUACUUUUAAAGCCGGCAUUCAGGCAUGUCUGAACAAGCUAUGCCGCCAAGAAGGUCAGUACUAAAACACCGUAAUAUGAUGCAAGAUAUCUUCACUUCGUCUACGGGAUGGCUAGUUCUUGGCGUAAUCUUAGCACUUAUAAAACCUACGGUAGCUUUGAGUCCUUCUGGGGUUAAUGUAUGCAGUAGGGAAGAAAG